This is a messenger RNA of Cylindrotheca closterium, 3186 nucleotides long. The record is from the annotation of a GenBank genome assembly. Lineage: Eukaryota; Bacillariophyta; Bacillariophyceae; Bacillariales; Bacillariaceae.
AUGGUCUCUGCAUAUCGUCCGAACAAGGAAGGUACCAAUGCUAGUAGUGAUUGGAACUACCAACGGAAUUACUGGCUGAGCAGGGGGGUGACUAUGGAUCCCCGUGACAAGCUCACACUGGAUUUGGUGGACCUGAUCAAACAAUGGAAAGCGGAAGGGUGUGAGAUUCUCCUUGGGCUAGAUGCAAACAAAGAUGUCUCCUACAACUCUCCUUCUUCCUUCCGCCAAGAGAUGCGGUCUGAAGGUUUGACCGAGGCCAUCUUAAGCCAACAUCAGGGCCCUUACCCAGCGACAACCCAACGUCGGACGACGGAUACUCCCAUUGAUGGUAUAUUUGUGACCUACGGUGUCCGUGUAACUGCAGGUGAAUACUUGGACUUUCAGCAGUAUUUUAAGUCAGACCACAGGGGACUCUGGAUUGACAUUGACCUGGAAGCGACUCUUCGGGCCCCACCAGUGACCUUUCCUUCCUUCCAACCACGUCGGUUGACACUGGCUGAUGGUUGUUCUGUGGACCGCUAUAUUAAGGCUGCGGAAACGGGCUACCGGUAUUUCCGCCUUCCCCAACGCUUGACCCAAUUAGCGGAGGAUAUUUCGGUCCAGGACGGUUACCUUACGGCGAAUCAACAAGCUCGAUUCAACACCAUUCAUCGCCAGGCCUAUGAGAUCCGCCGAAAGGCUGAGCGCAACUGCCGGAAACUGUCGAUGGGUAAGGACAGGACUAGUUCACAUAAGGUCCGGCGCUUGCUGCAGAAGACAGGGUUGAGUGACGCAUGGAAAUUAUCGGAAGCUGACCUACAGGCAAAGUGGUACCUUGAACAUCUAGACUACAAAGAGGUCAAGCGGAAGCGUGCCCAUCAGUGGCGCCUGGAAUAUCUGGAGACCCGAUCGGCAGCGGUCCAGAGAGCAAAGAAGGGCAACAUCCAAGCUCGUACCAGACGGACUCAAGUCCAGCGGAUGGCACAAAAAGAAGAGAUUCGACGGCGACGGAAAGCUCAAGGCAAAGGCUGCUCUGGCGGCCUCCAGCAGAUCAAAGCGGCCCAGGUGGCACAAGAUGGUACCUCCCAUUGGGUAACAUGCCAGUCUAAACGUCUUGUGGAAGACGGCUGCAUGCACGAGAACCGGCUCCGGUAUGACCAGACCCGCUACCCCUACUCCACUCCACCCAUGACUGAACCUUUGUACUCCGACUUCAAUGGCCCCAACGCCGAAAGGAACAGCCAAGCACUGCUCCGGGGUCUCUAUGAAGGUGAGACAGCGGAUCCUUACCUGGUGUCAUUCCUGGACCAUUGCCGAAGGCCGGAGGGCUUGGAAGACCAACCACUGGAAGUGGAUCUGGAGGACCAUGUUAGCUUCUGGCGUAAGAUGGGGGAACACAAAGGUUUUGAGCCACACGGCUUGCAUAAUGGCCAUUUCAAAGCGGGAGUAGCAUCCAACUUGCUUGCCUGCUGUGACACGAUCUUUCGCUCCAUCCCUUUUGCUACAGGAUUUGUCCCAGCCCAGUGGUGCCACUUGCUCAAUUUUGCAAUUGAGAAGAAACCAGGUGAGAUUCGGGUGGACCUCAUGCGCACGAUUCAAAUGAUGAAUUCGGAGUUGCAGGCCAACAACAAGAGAGUGGGGAAAUCGGCCAUGGCCUAUGCAGAGCAGCACAACCUGAUCCCAAAGGGACAACAUGGGUCUCGCAAGCGCCACCAGGCCAUCGAUCUGGCUCUUACAAAGCGUCUCACUUGGGACCUCUUGCAUCUCCAAAGCCGCCCUGCCGGGUGGAUCUCCAACGAUGCCAAGUCCUGCUUUGACCGGAUUGUCCACUGGGUGGCAAUCAUUAGCCUCAUGCGCUUUGGGAUUCAAUGGUGUACCCUUUGCUCCAUGUUUGAUACAAUGAUGAAGUCUAAGCACCGGGUGCGUACGGGGUUUGGUGAUUCAGACCGUGUCUUUACUCCUCCAACCCUGAUUCCAUUCCAAGGAUGUGGACAAGGCAAUGGGGCAGGACCUCCUAUCUGGGUUGCAAUUAGUUCCAUUCUCUUGGGGAUGAUGAUUAGCAAAGGCUUUGGCUUUGAUUUUCUGAUGUCAAUAUCUUGGGCUCCGCUCUUGGCUGAUUGCUUUUGUUUUGUCGAUGACACUGAUGUCUGUCAAGCGGCACCGUCUCCUGACCAGUCUGGGGAAUCUAUCGUCCCAGAGGUGGCCAAAGCACUGAAAUGGUGGUCCAACGGCGUCCGCCUUACUGGUGGCGCCAUCCGACCAGAUAAAUCCUUUUGGUAUCUGAUUGACUUCAAGUGGAAUGCCCAACAAGGUGUAUGGAAAUUCCGGCGGAAGGGGGAUUUCAAAUCAUCUCUUCUUCCCACAGGAAUGUCGGAAAUUGCGGUUGAACUGGAUGAUCUGGAUGGCACUCCAGUGCAUCUACAGUGGUUGGAACUGGACGAAUCGGAGAAGACUUUGGGUAUCCUGAUGUCCCCCUGCUCCAACAGGAAAGCACAACUUGUGGUGAUGCAGGGGAAAGCAAAAGCAUGGGCGGAUCAGAUCCAACCUAGCUUCCUCCACCAAUACGAUGUCCUCCCUCUCCUUCGCACCACAAUCCAGAAGACUUUGGAGUACCCCAUGGCGCUUGCCUUGUUCUCUCCACAGGCGUGGGACCAGAUACUAUCCCCAGUGCUCAGGGCGGCACUUCCAAAGGCUGGUAUCUGCCGCAACUUUCCUCGUGCUAUGGUCUAUGCCCCCAUUGCACUCCAAGGAGUGGGUGUCCCUCAUCGGUACGGUCUCCAAGUCAUCAAGCACUUGGACAUGCUACUUUGCCACCCUGCCAAUAAGACCAAGACGGGCGCCUUCUUGGAGGCAGUCCUCCAGGCACAUCAGCUUGAAACCGGUACCUCAUACGACCUCUUCCAACAAGUCUAUGCCAACACCUCCAUCCUGGCGUCUGACACGUGGGCAAAGCGGACCUGGAGUGAACUCGACUCUCUCUCCAUCCACCUGGAGUUUGAUUCCCCCUCUCGUCAGCCACUACGCCAAGGAGACCAACUGUUAGUUGACUUGUUCAUUGAUUCUUUGGUGGACCAACUUACUCUGAAAUGGCUCAACUGGUGUUGGAUCUUCCUGCACGCAGUCACUCUUUCUGAUAUUGUGAAUGCUGAAGGGACAGCAAAUUACGUUGCAGGUAUGGAAAGGGCUAAGAGCGGACAGCUGUUCUGA